Messenger RNA from Microthlaspi erraticum, 1044 nucleotides. NCBI's taxonomy places the organism in Eukaryota, Viridiplantae, Streptophyta, Magnoliopsida, Brassicales, Brassicaceae. The record is from the annotation of a GenBank genome assembly.
AUGGUUCAGCCGCGGUUCGUCCGUCCGACGCCAUCGUCGCCUUCCUCCGACGCCGGAGAACCGAACUCCUCCAAUCUAUACGUAGCGAAUUGCGGGCCGGCGGUUGGACUGUCGCACGACGCAAUCGCGGCGGUGUUCGCUGGUUUCGGGGAAGUGAAAGGCGUCUACGCGGCGGACGAGAGCGGCGUUCGUGUCAUCGUCUCAUUCGCGGAUCCUUUCUCGGCGAAAGCUGCUCUAGAAGCGUUAAGUGGUCGGCCAUGUCCGGAGCUUGAUGGACGGACUUUGCAUAUUCGAUAUUCCGUUCUUCAAUUACCUUCCCAGACGCAGGUGAAUGAUAGUGUCUCAGUGUCUUUGGCUGAUUCAGAAUUGAACAUCCCAGGGCUCUUCCUAAUACCCGAUUUCGUCACUGCCGAAGAAGAACAGCAAUUGCUUGCAGCUGUUGAUACUCAGCCUUGGAUCGGUCUCGCCAAACGGCGUGUUCAACACUAUGGAUACGAGUUCUGCUACGGGACAAGAAACGUUGAUACCAAGAAACAUCUCGGCGAGCUUCCAUCGUUUGUUUCUCAUAUACUCGAAAGAAUCUCAUUGUUCCCAAACCUUGACAAUGACCCGGCAAGCUUAAAUCUAGACCAAUUAACGGUAAACGAGUACCCGUCUGGUGUGGGUUUAUCGCCUCACAUCGACACGCAUUCAGCGUUUGAAGAUUGCAUCUUCAGCCUCUCUUUAGCCGGUCCUUGUAUUAUGGAGUUUAGAAGAUACUCUGUUUCCACAUGGAAAGCAUCUCCGACCACCGAUGAUGAGAAGUCAGGUAACGCCUCUUGCAUCAAGAAGGCCUUGUAUCUUCCUCCUCGGUCUAUGCUCUUGUUGUCCGGGGAAGCACGCUAUGCUUGGAAUCACUACAUUCCACAUCACAAGAUUGAUAAGGUGAAGGAUAAAGUGAUCAGAAGAAGUCCUAGAAGGGUAUCUUUCACAUUUCGAAAGGUGAGAAAUCAUCCUUGCAGGUGUAAGUACCCACAAUACUGUGACUCUCAGCAACAAAGAUAA